Crotalus tigris (Tiger rattlesnake) is the source of this 3199-nucleotide messenger RNA. RefSeq names its product SRY-box transcription factor 7 (gene SOX7). Gene Ontology annotation, biological process: anatomical structure morphogenesis; cell differentiation; regulation of DNA-templated transcription. Gene Ontology annotation, molecular function: RNA polymerase II cis-regulatory region sequence-specific DNA binding; DNA-binding transcription factor activity, RNA polymerase II-specific. The coding region runs from base 132 to 1262 and encodes 376 amino acids. The transcript has 2 exons. NCBI's taxonomy places the organism in Eukaryota, Metazoa, Chordata, Lepidosauria, Squamata, Viperidae. The record is from RefSeq and is a predicted model, not a curated record.
AGCUCAUAAAUAGAGCGAGGCCGCGGGAAAGGCGCUUGCUGGGGCUGCGGGUCGAGGCUGAGGGUCCGUGCGGCGGGCGGUGCGUGGUCGGCGAGAGGGGCGCCGGCUCGAGUCCCGCGUGCCUCGACGGCAUGGCUUCGCUGCUGGGUUCCUUCGCGUGGGCGGAGAGGCUGGACUGCUCCGCUCUGGAGUUGCCCGACGGGGGCAGCGGCACCUCAGCCUCCGCGGUGCCCCGGACCGAGAAGGGUAACCCCGAAAGCCGCAUCCGACGCCCCAUGAACGCUUUCAUGGUGUGGGCCAAGGACGAGAGGAAGCGCCUGGCCGUCCAGAACCCGGACCUGCACAACGCCGAGCUGAGCAAGAUGCUGGGCAAGUCCUGGAAGUCUUUAACCCCAUCUCAGAAAAGGCCUUAUGUUGAAGAGGCAGAAAGGCUGAGGGUUCAACACAUGCAAGACUACCCCAACUACAAAUAUCGGCCCAGAAGAAAGAAGCAGGUCAAGCGGAUCUGCAAGCGGGUGGAGCCAGGCUUCCUGCUGGGUAGCCUCUCCAGGGACCAGGACCACAUGCCUGAGAAAAGAGUAUGCAGCCGAGCAGUGUGUGAGAAAGAUGAAUACUCAGCUGCCUCAGUAAUGCCAAACAUUAGAAGAUACCAGGAGGUCCAGAGCACAAACACAGGUAAUCCGAUGGACACUUAUCCAUAUGGGCUGCCUACUCCUCCUGAGAUGUCACCCUUGGAUGUGAUAGAUCCUGAGCAGAGCUUCUUCUCCUCCCCUUGUCCUGAAGACCCACACCAUCUCCAUAUGUCUGGAGACACCUACUCUCUAGAAUAUGCCACCAGCCCUCUCCAGUGCAAUCACUCUCUGGGUCAUAUGCCAGUCUCUCAGUCAGCCUCCUCUAUGCACUCUGCUUCUUCCAGUUGCCCAGCACCUCCCACAGGAAAUUAUUAUUCCCCAGCUUUCCCUCCUAAUCUCCAAGUCCCCAGCCUCCACAACCAUCUUGGCCAGCUCUCACCUCCCCCGGAGCAUCAGAACUUUGAUAGCCUGGAUCAAUUGAGCCAAGCCGACCUUCUAGAGGAGAUGGACCGCAAUGAGUUUGACCAGUAUCUCAGUGCCCCUGGACAUCCAGAGCCUAGUGGGCUCACCAUCAAUGGACAUGUCCAGAUUUCUCAGACAGCAAGCAGCUCACAUUCCUCAGAAACCAGCCUAAUUUCUGUCCUUGCAGAUGCAACAGCUACUUAUUACAACAAUUACAGCAUUUCUUAGGUCAGAGGAGUGAGAUUUGUGCUAUGGACCAGUUUGCUGGACAGAGGGUUUCCAUUUCUCAGGAUUUCCCACUCUGAAAUUGAAAUAACUUUGGGGUUCUCUUUUUAUAUAAUUACUCCAGUUUGCCAACAUUCUUUGUACCCAGUCUAACUAUUGAGCAUCUGUCUUCAGAAGUGUCUUUGUAUCCCAAUUAAAAGGAUACAUCUUCAGUGAUGCAUCAAGGCACCUUAAUACGUUGACUUAGAUUAAAGAAUCCUUGUUCUUUCAUCAAGCUGAGGGGCCCAGCUGAUAUAGCAUAAUAAUAAUUUCAAAUCUGGUCUACUUCCAGAGGAAUGACAUCAGGAGGUAUACAUGAACACUUAUGGAGUCUUUCAACCAAAGAUGCCCUUGAAUGCAUUUCCUAGAGAAACCACUGCUAAGCAGACUCUGAUGUUUAACAGUUUCUCAAGUGUUUUUUGCUCUUUGCACAAUUCCCAUUUGUUCCCAUGGGCUUGCAUAGGAUUUUUUUCCCUGCCAAAGCUGAGACAGAAUAUGUAACAAUGUCAAAAGUGCUACCAUAGAAGCAUCAUUAUCCUUGGUUAUUGGGCCACUUAUCUUCCUAUUAUCUUUGGCCAAACAAAUUUUAUCUUAAAAUUAGUAAACUAUGUCUAAAUAAUCAAAUGAAUAUAUAGCUCUUUAAAAGUGUUGUCCCUCUCCUACCAACUCUUACAGCUUCCAAAUUCUACAAGGGCCUCAUGCUGCAAACCACCUAUCAUCUCUUUUCAGUUUCACACAUUUUGACAAACUGAGCAUUGUCUAUGGCAAAAUGGAUCAAAACAACGUGGGAUUUCAUCAUAAUCAGUGGUAAAUGUGGCUAUGUAAUCUCAUCACAAAAUAUAGGUCAGAAGAAUUGCACGUAGCUUUGAACAACAAUUUGCUAAGUCUCAUUGUAGCAGCCACAAUUUGGCUGUUGCCCUUUGCUUCUUUCAGGAUCUUCUCUUUUCUCCUUGUCUGUGGAAGAGAUUGGUACAGUGUUGUAUGUUUGGGCACAACCAAGAUAGAAGCAUCAGGUGCAAAUAUGAGCAUUUGAGAAUGCAUUUCAAGUGUCAAAAUAAGUGAAGUUUAUCUUAAUAACAAUUUUAGCAAGAGGUAUGCAAAUCAUUUCAAGAUCAGAACUGAACAUUUCAGGGUGAGGAUGGUUCACUUGUUUUAUAUACUUUUAAUUCUAAUCUAAAUAGAUCAGGGAAUUUGGAGUGGGGAAAAACAGGAGUUCAGUAUCUUCCAUAACAAGUUGUUUUCCAGAUGGAAGCAUCUUCCAUAACAAGUAGCUGACAGCCAUCAUCACCCAAGCUGGUUACAUAUGAGAGCUAAUAGUCUUAACAUAUUUGUAAUUGUGCUUUAGACUCCCUAUGAUUUAAACUGUCAACAAAGAAUGUCAAAGAGAUGGGUAACUUAGAUUAAGAUAAUUAUUAAAAACUCCUUUCUUAAUAACCCUGCCUACAUCUACUUUAUCCCCUCCCAGAAGCUAUUUUUGAGUUUAAAAGUCUGUCAGCCAGCUUCAUCUAUACUGCUGGCAAAAGAUUGGGGAGAGUUUUGUAGAAAAGAAUUUGUAUUAGUAAUGCUCCAUUUUUAUCAAAACAUCCUUGAAAAAAAUAUUCCUUUGUGUUUAAAAGUAAACAUUUCUAUGUCUUAUUUUGCCUGGAAUGGCACUGUAUAUAUAUGUAUGUUUUACAGAUUAUUCCCUUCCUCACCAUUCAUUUUUAUUGGUAGAACUUCCUUAUAUUGAUGGAAAUCAACUGUUUCUUUGUUAAUCAGUUAUUUAACAGUUUAAUGGUAAUGUAAUGAUUAAUUAGCUAGUUUACAUCAUUCUGCAUUUCUAAUUUUGUUCCUCAAAUGUGUGGUUUAAUCUACAAAUAAUGUUUUUAUAUAUAUUAAAGAAUAAAUGAACUAAACAUGAA